GCUGCCUGGGGUGAGAACUGUCUUGGUCAGGAUGGUUGCCACUAGCACCUUAAACAGUAAAAACUCUGUCUGUAUCUCGGCGCUGAUACAGCAAAGUUUUCAGCAUGCAGCCUUAACGGACUUUGACUACUGGGAUUAUGUUGUGCCAGAACCCAACUUUAAUGAGAUGGUGUUCGAGGAACGGACGUGUCAGAGCCUAGUUAGGAUGCUGGAAAGCUGCCUGUCGAAGUCAAAGGCCAAGCUGCACUGCUCCAAGGUCCUGGUCCCUGAGAAACUCACCAGGAGGAUAGCGCAGGACAUCUUGCGCCUCUCUUCCACUGAGCCAUGCGGCUUGCGAGGCUGCAUUAUCCACAUCAACUUGGAAACCGGAAAUAUAUGUAAAAAGCUGGAUAAAAUUGUCUAUGACCCUACCGUUGUUCCUACUUUUGAACUGACGCUAGUGUUCAAGCAGGACAGCGGUUCUUGGCCUAGCUUCAGGGAUUUCUUUCCCAGAGCUUGCUUUACAGGUGGCAGCAAACGCACACUCAUCCUGAGUCCUGGCUUUCGGUUAAUUAAGAAAAAAUUGUACUCCUUGAUAGGGACCGUUGUCGAAGAAUGCUAGGAACAUCUCUU
This is a messenger RNA of Euleptes europaea (tarantolino), 612 nucleotides long. RefSeq names its product DNA damage inducible transcript 4 like (gene DDIT4L). The transcript has 2 exons. The record is from RefSeq and is a predicted model, not a curated record. NCBI's taxonomy places the organism in Eukaryota, Metazoa, Chordata, Lepidosauria, Squamata, Sphaerodactylidae. Gene Ontology annotation, cellular component: cytoplasm. Gene Ontology annotation, biological process: negative regulation of signal transduction. Bases 32 to 601 code for a protein of 189 amino acids.